UCCGCCGCCGUGUCGCACCUGGAGGGCGAUCCGGUCCGACUGGACUUCCCGAACAACUUCUGUCGGAGUUCCGAGGACCUUCGGAGAAAGCAAAGACAACAGAGCCAGGAGGAAACGCUCUCUGCCUCCUUGCCAGUGGUUUUCUUUUGGGCUCCUUUCUGACAUCCCGAACUGACUUUUCAUCUCCACAUCUGUCCUCCAAUCCGCUCCCGACCUGCGGGGAGCCGCGGCGGUCCGGGUGCUCGGUCUGGACGGGAAGAACAGCCGCACGGUCCGGGAAAGGAUGCCGCACAGAUACUGGAUCCACAGGUGUGCUUAAACAAGCAUCCAGGUUCAAACCACCCCUCUGGCAGACAUGAGGAACAAAGGGCUGAAGACGCAGUCCUGAAGAUUGAUGGAGGGCCAUGCUAUUCAAACAGCAGGCACUGCUGAGACAGAAGCUCUUCGUUCUGGGCAGCCUCGUGAUUGGAAGUGUCCUCUAUCUUGUGGCCAGGGUUGGGACUUUGGAUAGGUUACAACCCAUUUGCCCCAUUGAGAGCAGAUUUCACCCAUCUGAGCCAGAGCAAAUCCCUCUUCGAACGCUACAGUUUAAACGCGGGCUGCUCCACGAAUUACGCAAAGGCAAUGCCUCCAAAGAGCAAAUCCGCCUGCACAACCUGGUCCAGCAGCUGCCUCGGGCCAUCAUCAUCGGCGUUCGCAAAGGGGGCACCCGGGCCCUGCUGGAAAUGCUCAACCUGCACCCAGCCGUGGUUAAGGCUUCGCAGGAGAUUCACUUCUUCGACAACGACAAAAACUACGCCCGUGGAAUUGACUGGUACCGGGGUAAAAUGCCCUUCUCCCUCCCUCACCAGAUCACAAUUGAGAAGAGCCCUGCCUACUUCAUCACAGAGGAGGUUCCCGAGCGCAUCUUCAAGAUGAACUCUUCCAUCAAGCUGCUGAUUAUCGUCCGAGAGCCCACCACCAGAGCUGUUUCUGACUACACCCAAGUGCUUGAGGGCAAGGAGCGCAAGAACAAGACUUACCACAAGUUUGAAAAUCUAGCCAUUGACGCCAAAACAUGCGAAGUUAACACCAAAUACAAAGCUGUCCGCACCAGCAUCUACACAAAACACCUGGAGCGCUGGCUCAAGUAUUUCCCUGUGGAGCAGUUCCACAUAGUGGACGGGGAUCGGCUCAUUACUGACCCGCUGCCGGAGCUGCAGCUGGUCGAGCGUUUCCUGAAUCUCCCCUCCAGGAUUAGUCAGUAUAACCUGUAUUUUAACGCCACCAGGGGAUUUUACUGUCUGCGAUUCAACAUUGUCUUCAACAAGUGCCUGGCCGGCAGCAAGGGCCGCAUCCAUCCUGAGGUGGAUCCGUCUGUAGUGACUAAGCUGCAGAAGUUCUUCCACCCAUUUAAUCAGAAGUUUUACCAGAUCACUGGAAGAACAUUUAACUGGCCAUGAAAUUUGUCUUUCAUACAAAAAAAAAGACUAAAAAAAAAAAGCUCUCACAAGGUAUGAACAGCACUUUGUUUAGUUUAAUACAAGUAUGAUAUUGUGACCAAAUAAUACUUGAUGUAAGUUUGCUCUAUGUGUGUAUAAUGCAACACAAUAGUUUGAUGUUUUCAAGUCAGUUUACACGUCUGUCUGUGUUUCUCCUCCUGAAAAAACAUUUUCAUGCAGUGUGUUUACAAUUACUUGCUAAGUAAGAGUUAGAGAAGCGUAACUUCUUGGACUCUUCUAGAUUUUAUCAUGUCCCAACCUGUGGAAUGAGUGAAAUCUGAAAAUGUUGGAGUGCAUCUGAAAUCAGAAUCCUUUUUAAACCCCUAAACAGAUGAAAGUGGAGCUAAUUAUGCAAUAGAUCUGAGAAUAAACAGCAGUAUGAGGCCCAAUGGACACAGCAGACAGCAGAGAAAGCUUGGGAUGUUGUUUUGGAAAAUUAGGUUCCAAAACAACAUCCCAAGCUUUGAACAUCUGAAAUCUCUGUUCAAUCUAUCAUCUGAAUAUGGAGAGGUUUGCAGAGGACGGCCCAACUGCAAACCUUCCAAGACCUGAACAUUCACUUACACUCUGAGAACAGGCAGCGAGAGCAGUGGUCAGAGGAGCAGCCCUGGUGCACCUGGAGAAACUGCAAAGAUCCAGAAAUCAGGCGGGUGAAUCUCUCAACCAUUAGUUGUCAACGUCACAGAUCUGACUUCUAUGAAAGAGAUGCAAGAAAGAAGUAAUUGAACGAAAGCCAUCAGCAGUUCAGUUAGACGCGCUGAUAUUGGACACCUAAUUAUCUUAUGCAUCAUAUACACUAUGAUGCAUAUGAUUUGCAGCAUUGUUUGUUAUGCUGCAGUAAUUGUGAAGCAUUCUUUCUUCAGUCAGAUGACACUGAUCUAAAAGUCACCACAGUCUGAAUGCAAAGCAUUGUGGGUAAGAUCACAACUACUGAUAUGCCUUCCUGGCAGAUUUAGAACAGGUAAUGAGAUGGACAUCAGAUUAUCACAUGAAAUAAAUAAGUUAUUUAUUUUUAUUUCAAUGCAAUUAAAAAUUAGCACACUGAAAAUUAUGCUUUUCAGUAGAAAAAUACUUGACAACCAUUAAACCCUUGUUCAAAUUGCUGGCUGGCUCUUUGGAUGUUUUCACCGGAGUUUUAACAGUUUAUUUUUUUUAGCUCAGACUAAAAUAAAUUAAAUCUCUGAUGUUUUAUAUCAAAUAUGAUUUCUGAUUUAAAUUAAUUUUGUAUUUUGUAAAAGAAAUUGCAAAUAUUUUCAAAAACAUGCUUUUAUUUUGGCCAUUUCUUCUGGUAGUUGACCUGAAUUCAAAGUCUAAAUAAAUACAAGCUACAUGAAACAUGAUGGCGGCUCUGGGGAGACUCACUCGCUCUGAUCUAUGGAAGCACAAGGAGAGUAUUGGUGAAAAAAGUACAACAAAUUAAAUAUUCAUAAACAACAAAUUUGAUUAACCGAAUAAAUAAUACAGCACAGAGUAUUUCAAUUUGGAACAUCUCCUUGCUGUUACUCAUUUUAACUCCCUCCACAGAUUCUCUGUCAAAUUUGAAAUGGGACAGUGAAAAUGACCUCAAAAUCACAAGACAUGUGUUGGAAAGACAAAAUGUAAUUGCAGCUUAUGUAUAUUAUCCUGACUCACAAUAAAUUUCUCAAUUCACUUUACAAUAAAAUCUAUAUUUUGCAGCAAUAUUCGCAAGAUAUUGCUGGGGAGCACUGUCAGAACAUGCGGGUAGCACAUGUUCUGAUAGAACCUGCAUUUAAAAGGACGGAUAUUCUAGUAGAACAAGGUUGAGUGUGAGCAUCCAUCUGACACAAGCAACGAAUCCAGAUUCCAAUCCAACUGAAAACCUGUGACAAGAUUUCAAAAUCAUUAUUCAAAGACGUUCUCAGUCCAGUCUGUGGUUGAGCUGUCUUACUUUCCUGUCUGACUGCUCUCAAAUAAAGGCAAGUAGGGCCAAUGAAAACUUUUUAUCAUUUUGGUUUUGCAAAGAAAAGACAUUUAGUUUGAGAGCUGUGUUCUACAAAGCACUGACUCAACAGAGCUGAAUACUCAUGCACAACAGUUUUCAAAUUUUAGUUGUAAAAGAAAUUAGAAGAGUGUUUGAUUUUCUUUAUGCAGUGCAAGGUUGUGUUGAUCUACCACAUACAAUCCCAACAAAACACACUUAAGUUGAGUUGUUACAUGACAAAAUGUGAAAAUGAGUGUGUUUUCAAGACCCUGAACCUACAAACGGUUGUUUUUAAGACCAUCCUCACAGACGUCCAUAGGGUUAAGAUAAAGUUUAAAUGUAAACCUUUGAAUCAAGAUAAAGCAGAUUUAAGAUGACAAAAUGAAAUAAGUUUUUUGUUAUUACCUUGACCCAAACAGCAUGUUCAGUUCAGGAGCCAUAACACCAUGGUCAAAUGGUUUAAAUAUCAUCCACUAGUUUUCAGUCUUUAAUUUAACAUUAUCUUAGGCUAACCUGUUGGCCUGUAGCAUCCUUUGGUUUUCAGCAGAGGUUAAUUUGUCCUGUGCAGAGUUAGAAUUAGCCUGGCUUAUUCAGAUUUAACUGGACAGCUUUUAGGACAACUGUUCUCAGGUGGAAUAUGUUGUUAAAAUGAGAUGUUCUUAUUGUAUGCUUCCUUCCAACAGAGGUCUUGAUAAUAAGACUGUUUUAGACACAGUGUAAAAAUGGGUUUUACACAUUCUCAAUCCAUCUUGGAAUAAUCACAUGUGUAGUUAGCACCACUAAGUGCUAUCAGGUAGCCUGGCAAGCUCUAAAUUCAUCAUAGCUUUCACAAACUGAUCUUGUAGUUUUAAUUUAAUGAUGUAUUGUCAUGUGGCGUUUAUUUUCCUAAGUUCACCAAGCCAUGCUGCAAAAGCCACAGUAGGUAAAAUAAUGUUGUCCUCUAAUGAUUCCUGUCAAAUUAAGUUAAAUAGAUUAUGAUCAGCAACAUUUGUCUGUUUCAAUGGGAACAUGCAUUAUGUAUCAUAAUUGUGUUCUUAAAAAAUA
Molecule: messenger RNA, 4467 nt
Organism: Poeciliopsis prolifica (blackstripe livebearer)
Lineage: Eukaryota; Metazoa; Chordata; Actinopteri; Cyprinodontiformes; Poeciliidae
Product: heparan sulfate glucosamine 3-O-sulfotransferase 5
Exons: 4
Coding region: 405-1442 (345 amino acids)
Molecular function (GO): [heparan sulfate]-glucosamine 3-sulfotransferase activity
Source: RefSeq, a predicted model, not a curated record